Messenger RNA from Aspergillus neoniger CBS 115656, 1872 nucleotides. RefSeq lists its product as uncharacterized. The coding region runs from base 1 to 1872 and encodes 623 amino acids. The record is from RefSeq and is a predicted model, not a curated record. The transcript is spliced from 5 exons. Lineage: Eukaryota; Fungi; Ascomycota; Eurotiomycetes; Eurotiales; Aspergillaceae.
AUGGAAACUCAGUCAAGACAAGACGUCCAAAAGAGACUUAAAUCGAUUCAACGACUAAUGAAAGAAACCUGUGCUCAAUUCGAGAAGAUCACCAAAAGGAGGCUUGAGUCCAGGAGAUUCGAAGAUGUUAAAAGUUUUGAAGAUCUCAUGAAGAAAAGCUCAUCAGGCGAGAAAGGAGACGAUGAUGAGUCCAGAGAAACGAGACAAAAGUUUCUUACGAUUGUGUCUACUAUACAGACACUAACUGGACCCUUAAAGUCUGCUACCGAUAUAGCAUUCUCGCCUGCAAGCGCUUGCGUUAGUGCUUUGUCGUUUAUCCUGGAAAUUCCAUCAAAAGUGCAUGGCAUUCAUGAGUCGAUCCGGGCCGUGAUUGAUGAAGUUGAGCCACGGUUCUCUGAAUUAAGGGCAGCUGUCAUUUUCAUUCCUAAGGCCAGUAAGCUACUGGAGCGGAUGGGGGGCAUUGACCAGGAACGACAAGGAAAAGUCUUGGUUCGUCUAGCGUCACUGGCUGGGGACAAGGAACAAGCUUUUCAAUACCUUAAGCAAGCCCUGGAGUUGUGGUCUCACGACUGCAGAGAGGAGCUGAGCGACCUGGUAAUCGACACACUGAAGCUCAGAAUGGCUUCGGGGCCCAUGGGGCAUCUGGGUUUAGUGAUUCAGAUGGCCAUCGAAGAUAGUGAUUACGACGACACUCAGAUGAUGAACCUGCCUUACACUAUUAGCUCUAUAUGCUCCUCCUCGGCCGAUAACUUCGCUUUCUUACUGGGAAACAUACAGACAGCAAUCGAGAAUGCCAAGGCACAGAACCGGGUCAAAACAUGGACCACCUUACUUUUGCAGAAAGGGAUGGCAUAUGCAUGCUAUUCGGAUGACCCUUCUCAUGCUGAUCAGGCGGUCAAAGCGUGGACAGAAUGCGCUGAAACCAUUAUAAAUAAACUCAAGUACCUGUCUGCUGGUGCCAUCCUACUGGACAGAGUUGGGCGGCAGUUGGGCUGUUAUUACUUCACGCAGACAUUGAAAGACCCUGAUAACGCUGAGAUAUACUCUCAAAAGUUGAAGGAAACAUACCUGGCGGCAGACUUCAUCCGGCAUGGAAAACAACCAGAAGCCGAAGCGCUCUUCCAGGCAAACAUCAGAGACGCAUUUGACUUACUACCUGAUGAUACGACUGGUAAUUAUGUGGGCGGUCUUAUCCGUCUAGUUCAAAUCUUCCUUUACACCGGUGAUCGAGUUAAUUUUCUUAAUGCCUAUUCGCUUAUAGCUCGUCGGGUCCUGGAUGUCGAGACUUUGGAGGAGUGGCUACGGUCUGAUGAGAAAACCACGACACCGGAAGCUACCGAGCUUAUGGAUUUCUUCCAAGAAAACUGCAACAAACCGAUCAGCGUGUGGUACAAACUUGCAGAACUUGUGCAAUUCAUGCGGCGAAGCCGAAACAAGUUGAUGAACGAGACCCCCUGGAGUGAUGAUGACGCAGCCAAUAUGAAGUCUUAUGAGGCACUAUUUGAAUCGAUGAAACGAUAUGCUGAAGCACUCAGUGAUGCUAGAUAUGAUUAUUCGUGUGAUGCGUGUGAAUGCGUCCUAGACACGAACAAAAGCAUGUAUGCCUGCAAGUUCUGCUUUGAUUUUGCCCUAUGUGAGUUGUGUUUCCAUCGCUUCCAACACGGGGCGCUCAAAAUGUCUCUCUGCCAUAUCGAGCAUGAUUAUGUGCGGAUUCCACCCUGGGAUGCGAAGGCCCAUGUUCGCGCAUUUCAGCGCAGAGUCCUUAUAGACGCUACUGUUGCAGAUGAUGGGUAUCUUGUUGGGGGCCGAGAAGUCCCGGUUGUGGAGUGGUUGAAUUGCUUGAAAGCAAAAUGGGAUCCUCAGGGGGAUUGA